Molecule: messenger RNA, 4202 nt
Organism: Rhea pennata
Lineage: Eukaryota; Metazoa; Chordata; Aves; Rheiformes; Rheidae
Gene: ELK3
Product: ETS transcription factor ELK3
Exons: 6
Coding region: 177-1400 (407 amino acids)
Biological process (GO): regulation of transcription by RNA polymerase II; cell differentiation
Cellular component (GO): nucleus
Molecular function (GO): DNA-binding transcription factor activity, RNA polymerase II-specific; sequence-specific DNA binding
Source: RefSeq, a predicted model, not a curated record
GGGGAAAUCAGGAUCUCAUUACAAGAGCAACAGAGCAUUUGCAGAAGACUGUCAGCAUGGAAAACCGGGGGAUUUUACCCAGCUCCCUUUAAGCUACGAGGAGAGGCUGGAAAAGUCCCUCAGGCUCUGGCAUAAUGCUAUGACUGAAUCUCCUUGUGGCGUGAGAACAUACAGGUAUGGAGAGUGCAAUCACGCUGUGGCAGUUCCUUUUGCAGUUGCUGCUAGACCAGAAACAUGAGCACCUGAUUUGCUGGACAUCUAACGAUGGCGAAUUCAAGCUACUCAAGGCAGAAGAAGUGGCUAAGCUGUGGGGACUCAGAAAAAACAAAACUAAUAUGAAUUAUGACAAGCUGAGCCGAGCGCUCAGAUACUAUUAUGACAAGAACAUCAUCAAGAAAGUGAUCGGACAAAAAUUUGUGUACAAGUUUGUCUCCUUUCCUGAGAUUUUAAAAAUGGAUCCACAUGCUGUGGAGAUCAGCCGAGAGAGCCUUUUGCUGCAGGACAGCGAUUGUAAGAUGCCUUCAGAGAGCCGGGAGCAGCACAAGCACAGCUUGUCAACACUGAAAAGCACAAGCCGAAAUGAGUAUAUCCAUUCUGGCCUGUAUUCCUCUUUCACCAUCAACUCACUGCAGAACCAGCCAGACCAUUACAAGCCAAUCAAAACAGAAAAACUGGAGGAAAAGUCAGAAGGAAACACACCCGUGGAAGAGGUUCGGACUGUUAUAAGAUUUGUGACAAACAAAACAGACAAACAAGUUAUGAGGCCCAUGGUGUCGUUACCUUCCACCUCCGAAACAGCGUCUGCCUCUGCUUUUCUCAGCUCUUCGGUAUCAGCUAAAAUAUCUUCUUUAAUGUUACCCAACAGUGCCAGUAUUUCAUCUCCUUCAUCAUCAUCUUCCAGAUCCCCAUCUCUGUCUCCCACCUCGCCGCUCCCUGCAGAGCACAGGAGCCUCUUCCUUGAGUCCAGUUGCCACGACUCAGAUUCGCUUGAGCCUCUGAACCUCUCUUCAGGCUCCAAGGCAAAAUCUCCAUCUCUUCCCCCAAAGGCUAAAAAACCCAAAGGCUUGGAAAUCUCUGCCCCACCUAUGGUUCUUUCUGGCACCGAUAUUGGUUCCAUUGCGCUCAACAGCCCCGCGCUUCCUUCAGGAUCCUUGACUCCAGCUUUCUUCACUGCUCAGACCCCAAAUGGAUUAUUGCUGACCCCAAGCCCGCUGCUGUCUAGCAUUCACUUCUGGAGCAGCCUCAGUCCUGUCGCUCCUCUGAGUCCUGCCAGGCUGCAGGGACCAAACAGUCUGUUCCAGUUUCCAACUCUGCUAAAUGGUCACAUACCAGUGCCACUCCCCAGUCUGGAUGGAGCCUCUUCUCCAGUACUGCUUUCUCCAAAUGCUCAGAAAUCCUGAUGAUGCCUCAUCCCUUUAAGGACUCGAUGGUGGAUUUAACACUUCAUUCCUAUGGGCUAGUUUUUCCUGUGUCAUGAGAAGGACAUUGUGAAACCCUCUAUUACUUUGGUUUGCACUUUUCAUUACAUGGAUAAUCUACUUUUAUUAUGUUAGCAUUUUUAAACAGUGUUUAUAUAUAAAAAUAUAUAUAAAUCUGUUUUGCAUUAAAUGAAUUAUAAUUUUUUUAUAUCAUAGCUCUCAAGUGUUGAACACUUCUGUUGUUGAUGAAGUACUUCUCUUAAUGGAUUGCAACAAUGUAUCUAAUAAGGAUGUGAAGCUUCUUUUAAUCCCCUUUUCUGCAUAUUAUGCAUUGUGCUUGUGUAAACUAUAACCGGCUGUGCCUUCUUUUGCAUAAUGUCAUGUAAAUGAUUUAUAUAUUUUCUAGUAUUAAGAUAAAAAGUUGAAAGACAAAACUAGUAUUGAACAGCCCUACGGUAGUAUUUCAGUAUUUUCUCCACAGAUAGGCCAUAUGAUGCAGUGUAUUCAUGUAACUUUGUAUUAAGUGCUUUCAAAUUGUAUAAAAAUAGCCUUAUAAUUUUUCUUUGCUGAAUUGAAAGAUGUAAUAAAUGUUACAGUCAGGAAGUGCAUUUAAGAGUAACAAAGCCACAUCUACACACUCAUGCCCAAAUUCUUCUGUGCAGUUGCAGUGGGGAGGAACCGGGCUGAGUACGCUCAUGAAACGUUUCCAGCAUUGGAAAGCGCUUCUGUAGAAAAAGAGCCUUCGCUCAGAAUUUAUUUGGCAUAUACUACUUAAAGCUGUCAACAUUACAGCUGGAAAGACUGUAGGUAAUCGCUGUCCUCCCAGGGAAUGGGGAUCAUUCCUGAUGGAGAAUUUCCAGGUGCUUUGUUCAGUCGUGCCAAGUGCCUUCGACCAUUUCCCUUGAAAGAUUAGCUACCAAAGCUCAGAAGGUCACAUUUCCCCUUCCCUCGAAGCUGGAGAAGUUGUAGGACUGUAAAUUAAUGCCUGGUGCUUGUAAAGAGGCAUACUGUACCUGUGGGAGCUUUGUGCAUAAACAACUGAAUUCUGGAUUAAAAAACAACACUGUGCUACUAUGUAUUUGCAACUUUAACUUAUUAGGUAUGUCCUCUACCUUGAGCUGAUGGCUUAGUCAUCUAAAUGUCAGGUUAGGAUCAGGCUAGACUCCCUGGCACCACAGAUUCUAAUCUUGGCAGGGCUGAUGCAAAUCUUCAAUUUUCUGAGGUGGCUAAAUUGGGUUGAACACAGUUUUACCAUGUAGGUCUUUCAGAUGAGACCUUAAGAAAACAAACUAACCAAAAUCAGGAUCCUUGCUACAUAUCAUUAAAGACUCUGCUCUGCUUUCUGGCCAAGCAGCUGGUAAAAAGUGAAUUCUUUCUUAAUCUUAUGCAGUGAGUUGUUUGCUGAUUUUCUGCCUGGAUGCAUUUCAGUGAUGAUGUGUGUAGUAAAGUUGUGAAGUGCUUUUGGAUCCUUCAACAUGAAAGGUGCUAAAUAAACAUUUUAUUAAUGCAGCUCUGACGUUUAAAAGCCGUUUUUGGGGCAGUGGUAGUCUGACAAAAGACAGCAGGAAUUUUCCUCAGGCUCCUGGGUUGCACAACCAAAAAUGACUCCUCAGUUUCACUUAGAGUAAUCAAGUGAAUAAAACACUGCCAUAUCUACACGAAGCACUAGUGCCGAUAAACAGAGCAAUCAGAUAAGAAAAAAGAAUAAAACAAGAAGCUUUUCACUUGAUCCAGCAUUUUAGGAGCUCCAAGAGGUACUAUCCCGUGCAGUGAAGAGAGCAAAUGAACCCAGGCAAUAUUUAUGAGCAAAAGGAAAGUAAACUCAAAAUAGGUUGGGAGACAGCACAUAACCAAUGAGCCUGACUAGUCUAGUGCCGAUGAAAUCACACAGGCUUGCAGAUCAAACGUUUCCCUUCUAACAGAUAUAUUUUUCUCAGGUACAUGGAAUUUUUCUUCAGUUAUUAGGUUAUAUACAGGCAAUUAUUGACACUCCAAGGCCAACUAUCUCCUCUUUUUUUCCAAAGCUGGAACUGUCUACUUCAGUGGAGUUGCACCUUGCAUAUAUAUAUACUGGAUAGCUGGUAGGAGAACAAAGCACAGAGAUGAAGUGUUCUGUGUUUCUCACUACGAGUCUAAAAAGUAAAGAUAUUCAUGAAGUAUUUGGUCUUAAACUUAAUAAAAAGUAUUGCUGAAUACCACACUGCAAUGAAGAAAUAGAGGAGGAAGUGCAUGACAGAGAAAAGCUUCUUACAGUAAAAAGCAUCCAGAUGCUCCUAAUUCUGCUUCUUCCAAAGUUUUACUUCUAUUAAUAAUUUUCCAUUUAAAAGGCUGACUACUCCCCCCCCUUUAAAAAAAAAAAAGAUGGCAGAAAAACAGCAAUGCUAGGAAAAAUAUCUCAGCAAAUUACUGUAAAGGAUCCAAGAGACUUCAACAAAAGAUUUCCAAGGGAAGACACCUGGAAACAGCACUGUCUUCUCAUCUUUGAGAGAAUACAAAAUAGAACAUUUUCUUUUGCUGCUAAACUUUACAAUAAAAAAAAAAGUUUGUCAAAAUAAAAUCUGCCUUGCAAAUUGGUCAGUAUGUGGAACAAACUCUUACUGUUGUGGACAAAACAGAAUUAUACAGAUUAAGUCAAGCCUCACAAGUCAAACACUUACCUAAAACACUAGAUUACUGUGCUUUAUGCUUCAAAUAAAAUAUUCUAUUGGUAAUUUUCUAUUGAAUUUUAUUAACAGAUAUCUUUUUAACUGUAGAGAAAAAUCAAAUAAAUGUUUGUAAAAUAAA